Messenger RNA from Vigna unguiculata (cowpea), 393 nucleotides. RefSeq lists its product as uncharacterized. The record is from RefSeq and is a predicted model, not a curated record. Lineage: Eukaryota; Viridiplantae; Streptophyta; Magnoliopsida; Fabales; Fabaceae.
AUGUUUGAUGGCAAGAAGAGUCCUGACCAGGCGGACCAAUGGAUGAAAGAUAUGGAGCGCAUCUUUGAGGCCAAGAGGUGCCCGGAUGAGAGCCGACUGGCUUUCACUGUCUACAUGCUCACUGGAGAGGCUGAGCAUUGGUGGGCCAGCAUGAAGCUGGUGAUGGAAGAGAAGCACGAGGAUAUCACAUGGGAAGCCUUCAAGAAGAGGUUCUUGUCUGAGUAUUUCCCUGAUAGCGUGAGGUACGCUAAGGAGGUUGAGUUCCUCCAACUGACACAGGGAAACAGGUCCGUGGCCGAGUACGCCGAGCAGUUCAAGCAUCUGGGGCGUUUCUACACCAUGCCACUAGAUGAAGAGUGGCGAUGCAGAAAGUUUGAAAAUGGUCUCAGAUGA